AUGGCCGACGCUCGCGGAGAGCCAGUCACGACGUGGUGGGUGGGUUUGCGCCAGCAUGCGCACGAUUCGCGGCCGGCGUAUGCGCUCUCGGCCCUGUGUGCGAUGUCUAUGCCGUUUGGCUUUGGACAAGCGAUCAAGAUGGCCGGGAAUGAGGCUGCGAAAAAAGCGCCGCGACUCAUCCCGCCGUUCUGGCAGAUGCUAGGUUUUAGCGUGUUUUUUGGCACGGGCGCCUAUAUGAUCGAUCACGGAGAUACGCUGAAUGGCAGUGGCGUGAUAUCGGCGUGGUCGCUGACCUAUGUCACGUUCCACACGCUGCCCAAGCUGCGGUGGCUGUAUCGCUCACCGCUCUCGCUGCUGCUGAGUACGGCUGUCACGGGGAUGGGACUCGGCGUAUAUGCGAACUACUACUUUGACAAGAGCAGUUGGCGCGGCGCAGUGCCGGGCCUGCUUCCGCAGCCGCGUCAAGAGGCAGACAAGUAG
Messenger RNA from Malassezia restricta, 480 nucleotides. RefSeq names its product protein of unknown function (DUF2416). The coding region runs from base 1 to 480 and encodes 159 amino acids. The transcript has a single exon. NCBI's taxonomy places the organism in Eukaryota, Fungi, Basidiomycota, Malasseziomycetes, Malasseziales, Malasseziaceae. Gene Ontology annotation, cellular component: mitochondrion. The record is from RefSeq and is a predicted model, not a curated record.